Messenger RNA from Cololabis saira (Pacific saury), 2467 nucleotides. RefSeq names its product DEAH (Asp-Glu-Ala-His) box polypeptide 40 (gene dhx40). The transcript has 17 exons. The record is from RefSeq and is a predicted model, not a curated record. Gene Ontology annotation, cellular component: intracellular anatomical structure. NCBI's taxonomy places the organism in Eukaryota, Metazoa, Chordata, Actinopteri, Beloniformes, Belonidae. Gene Ontology annotation, molecular function: ATP binding; RNA binding. Bases 171 to 2390 code for a protein of 739 amino acids.
CCCAGGCCAGUCGUGUUUUUAAACGCAAAUAUUUUUUUUCUUCUUCUUUUAAAGCUUUUUGUGUAAAGUUAUAUAUUCUUUUUUUUACCAGUUGAACUGUAUUGAGCGUAGAUUAUAUCUAUAAUCCUCUCAUCCGUCCACUGUGGUGUGUCUUGGUGAAGUUGUCAGUAAUGUCCAAACAAACAAAAGGACAUCCUAAAGACGAGAGUGCUCGUCUCCCCAUCCACCGACACCAGCAGCAGCUGGUCCGGGCGGUCAGGGACAGCACCUUCCUGCUGGUCAGCGGGGAGACGGGCAGCGGGAAGACCACGCAGCUGCCGCAGUACCUGCACCACGCAGGUUUCUCUAAGGAUGGCAGGAUCGGGGUGACCCAGCCUCGCCGGGUGGCCGCCAUCACCGUGGCCCAGAGGGUGGCGGGGGAGCUGGGCUGCUCCCUGGGCAGGGAGGUGGGGUACCAGGUGCGCUUCGACGACUGCACCUCACAGGAUACGGUGGUGAAGUACAUGACGGACGGCUGUUUGCUGCGAGAGAUCCUGACAGACCCCUCACUUUCGAAGUACAGCGUCAUUAUAUUGGAUGAAGUGCAUGAACGCAGCCUCAACACUGACAUCCUCCUGGGUUUGUUGAAGAAUAACUUCUCCCAUCCUUCAAAGGCCAGUGAGGGACGCUCUUUCCCUCUCAAGGUCGUGGUUAUGUCUGCCACGUUGGAGAGUGAGAAACUUUCAGCUUUUCUCAGCGACUGUCCCGUCUUUGCUAUUCCUGGGAGGGUGUUCCCUGUAACCUGCACGUUUGGCAGGGCCAUUGGACCGAAAAAUGUAGAAAGCACUGCUUAUAUGAAAGAGGUGGUGAAAGUUGCCUUGGACGUGCAUACCAGUGAGAUGGCUGGGGAUAUUUUGGUGUUUCUGACAGGCCAGUCAGAGAUUGAGCAUGCCUGCGACUUGUUGUUUGAAAAAGCGGAGUAUAUAGACUAUCGAUACGAUGUGGAGGACCCGACUGUGGAAGGUCUUCUCAUUUUGCCCCUGUAUGGAUCCAUGCCCACUGAGCAGCAGAAGCAGAUCUUUCAACCACCACCUCCAGGAAUCAGGAAAUGUGUUGUAGCCACCAAUAUUGCAGCAACAUCUCUCACAAUUAAUGGCAUAAAGUACAUCGUUGACAGUGGUUUUGUGAAGCAGCUCAACCACAACUCAAGGGUUGGGAUGGAUGUGCUGGAGGUCGUACCGAUUUCAAAGAGCGAAUCCCAACAGAGAGCCGGCCGAGCUGGACGAACGUCUGCAGGGAAAUGCUUCAGAAUCUAUACUGAGGAAUUCUGGGAGAAGUGCAUGCCGGAGUAUACAGUUCCCGAGAUUCAGAGGACGAGCCUGACUGCAGUGAUACUCACGCUCAAGUGCCUCGGCAUUCAUGAUGUUAUUAGGUUUCCUUAUCUGGACUGUCCUGAGGAGAGGUUUAUCCUGGAAGCACUAAAACAGCUCUACCAGUUUGAUGCCAUUGACAGGAGAGGUAUGGUGACUAAGCUAGGGGAGUUGAUGGUGGAGUUCCCCCUGCACCCGGGCCUCACCAGAGCUUUGUUGAAAGCUGCCUCACUCGGCUGCCAGGACCUGCUGCUCCCUGUGGCCGCCAUGCUGUCUGUGGAGAACAUCUUCAUCAGGCCAGGUCAACCUGAGAAGCAGAAAGAGGCAGAUGAGAAGCACAGAGCCCUGGCCGCAAAGACGGGUGGCACGAAUGACUUUACCACCCUUCUCGGUGUGUUUCAGUCAUGUAAAUGCAGCGACAGACCGUCGGCAUGGUGUAAAGAGAACUGGAUCCACUGGAGGGCGCUGAAGUCGGCCUUUAAUGUAGAGACUCAGCUGCGAGAGAUUCUCAUCCGCCUCCAGCAGAGGAAAGAUUUCCCCGUAGAGACAUUUGAUGGCAGUAAAAGUGAGCUCUUCAGACGAUGUCUGUGCGUGGGAUAUUUCACCAAUGUUGCGAGAAGGUCUGUUGGAAAAGUGUUUUGCACAAUGGACGGGCAUGGAUCUAUGGUUCACAUUCAUCCAUCAUCGUCGCUGUUUGACCAGGAGGGAGAGCUCAACUGGAUCAUCUUUCACGAUGUGCUGGUGACUUCACGAGUGUACAUCAGAACGGUGUGUCCGGUCCGGUACGAGUGGGUGAAGGACUUGUUACCUAAACUCCAUGAGGUGGACGUCUAUGAGCUUAGCAGCGUUGCAAGGGAAGAAGUUACCGAUGAGGAGAUGGUGAAAUGGGAGACCAGGGAGGCAGUCAAAAGACAACAAGAGGUUUCAACUGAAGACGUCAUGAAGAAGCUGGAGAAGCGAAACGACGAAACCACAGUCAGCGAUGCCCGUGCUCGCUACCUGCAGCGAAAGAAAGAGAGACAACAAAGUAAAGCGCUUUGACGGAAACAACUCAGCUGUUGAAGAUAAUUUUUUUUUUACAGUUGUUUUUACAGUUUUAAAAAUGGCAUUUGAAUAAU